Molecule: messenger RNA, 2771 nt
Organism: Hyposmocoma kahamanoa
Lineage: Eukaryota; Metazoa; Arthropoda; Insecta; Lepidoptera; Cosmopterigidae
Product: cysteine-rich hydrophobic domain-containing protein 2
Exons: 3
Coding region: 1-498 (165 amino acids)
Source: RefSeq, a predicted model, not a curated record
AUGGCAGACUUUGACGCAAUUUAUCCGGACGAGACGGAAAGUGAGGAGAACAUAGAAGAGACACAUGUGACGUUAGUGCCAGACCCGAUCAUCGUUAGAGGAGCUGGGAAUAUGACAGUUUUCGGGCUGAGUAACCGUUUCAACGUGGAGUUCCCAUCGGGGUUGCAGUCUCGCGUGGCGCCCGAGGAAUACCAGGCGACAGUAGCCCGCAUAAACAGCGUGCUCAAGAAGACGCUGCCCGUCAACGUCAAGUGGCUAUUCUGCGGAUGCGUCUGCUGCUGCUGCACUCUCGGAUGCUCUCUCUGGCCUGUUAUUUGUCUUAGCAAACGGACGCAGCAUUCCCUGAACAAACUGUUAGAGUGGGAGAACAAUCGGCUAUACAACAAGCUGGGCUUGCGCUGGCGACUCACGAAGCAGCACUGCGAUUCAUCUUCCAUGAUGGAGUACGUACUUCUCAUAGAGUUUAUACCCAAAAUUCCCAUAUACAGGCCUGACUAAGGCCUUCGCAAGCUUCGCUUUACGUCUGUAAAUAUACAAUUUUAACAAAACUUAUUCUAAUGCCUCAAGUCUCAACAACUGAUCAUAUUCAUCGUUAGCUAAAGCAAAUAAACGUCAAGCUUUGUCCAUGAAAGUACUAUAUGAGUAAUGUAAUCAAAGUUGUAAAUAAGAUAUAUAUGUAACAAAAAGUGCAUUAACAUGGACAAAUAAAAUUAUACCUAUCUUAAUUGCUUCCCUGUUAGAGAUAUACGUCACCAUAUGAAAAUUGCAAGCUUCUAUAUAUUACAUAAUUGAUAUAAGAAAGCGAGUGUUAACCUAUUACAGUGUGUAUAAUUUAUCGUUAAGAUUAAGAGUUGAGACAGAUCUAAUGGUUGUUGAGAUAUUGUUAUGAAAGUUGAUAUAUUAAGUAUAUUUAUGUAUAAAAAGACGCUGGUAGAAACAUGGAGGUCCAUAUAGGUGUCUCAGAUAGAAUAGGCUGAAAUGUGUGCAGUUGAUUAAUGAAAUUGUCUUAACUAAAACGUGUCGGAUAAUUUAUACUGUCUGUAAGAAACCACCUUGGUUCACUACACUCUAAAACCAAAGACAGUCUUUUGAUACGCAAGUGUAAUAGAGCUUCAAAUAAUUCUCUGCCAGUCCAUACCAUCUCAUAUUUACAAUCGGCGAUCGUGAGUAAAUGGGAUAAGAGAAGACGAUUUUUUUUUAGUAAUUUGAUUCGAAUUGACUUAGUUUAUGAUAUCAUGUUAAUUAACUGUACACUAAACUGAAUAUUAAGUGACCGCCCUAAUGACAUUGUUUCUUUUAAGUCUCUCUCGCUCUCCGAACGAGUGUUGGCGCGGUUUCCAUACAAUAUGGUCAAGAUACUAAUAUAAAAUAAAACUGCGCCGCACUCGAUCUGUGGCGCUCCUUAGGGCACCUUAUUUGGACAAACACAUUUUGGGUACACACUUAUCAAUACUUGACUUUUAUUUGGCACGUGCAAUAGGAAUUAUUUUUAAUCGACUUUUUUAUAUUUUUAGCAUGUUCAAUGCGAUAUUGCUCUUUGUUUUUUUUUUUUUUGUAAACAUUGCUCCAGAUACUUUUUAUCUGACAGUUUAUGUUAAACAUCCUAUUUUGUAACUAGAUCAUAUUUAUAUGACAUAACCGAAUAUAGUCGUUGUUGUCUCUUAUAGUUCUCAUCAAAGUAUUAUUUUUUUGAGUAAAAUCUUAUUGACCGCAACGCUCAUGGUGUUAUAAAAAUGUAAGGUGAAUUUAAGACUAAGGAGAUCUCAAAGUUACGGAUUUGUAGUAUAAUAUGGCGAGGCAGCGGAUGUAAAAUGUGGAGUAAGAGAUCUGUCUUAUGAUUGUUGGUGUUUUAUGUCGACUGUUUGCGCGCCGCAAUUGGUUUCGCAGUUUCGUUGUAAUCAAAAUAAGCUUUGCUUGCGCGAUUUAAUGCUAUAUAAGUGACAUCAUAAUAAAUGCGUCACCGAACAUAUAUUAAUACCUGUGAUGGUUUGAGGCAAAUUGCAUAGCCGCGCGAGUUAUAGCAUUUAUUCUUGUCUUUCACUAACACAGAAAAUCUGUUGGAUUACAUUACAAUAAAAAAAAGGCAACGUCAUACUUGGAAACAGUACGUAAUCAUGACAAUGAAAUGACACCAUGUUGCCCAGAGCCUGCGCCCGCGCCGCUUUAACUUCAUAAGCGUUGCUCAGAAUUCAGGCUUUGUGCUUACUCUGCUUAGGUGCCGUGACUUAAAAAUGCAGAGAAAUAGUUAGAAAUAAUAAGUGGUGUUUAUAAUUUUUGUUAUAAUAAAUCAAACCUAUUUUAUGAAACUUCUAAACAUGACUACAAUGUAAUAUCACGGAAAGUACAAAAAGUAGGUUGUUUAUGAUUACUGGUUUAAAACAAUCAAAAUAUGGCCUUAGCAAGAGCAAAAUAUCUCGUAAGUAUGUAUAGGAUGUCUAUGAAGUUAACGCCUACCUCAGGAACUUAAACUAGGCGUACUUUCACAAACCGAUAUACUAGUUAGGGCUAAAGCACAUUUAUUACCGCAGAAUCGCAUUAAGUGGGUCAGAGAUAGGGGAGGGAUUCUCUGUGAUGUGCGCGAACGCCCGCGUAUGCACGCGAACGGACGCGCCGCGUUGGAGCGCAUACGGCCGCGUCAACCACCAGUUAUGUGAAUUAUAUCAUUAAUGGUAUAAGUUGAUACUAACUACACACAUCAAAAGUGUCUAGGGAUCAAGUGAAUAUUUUUGAAGUAAAAAUUAUUUAAGCAAUAUUUAUCAAAUCCAGUCUUC